UCCGUUUUAACGAGUCGGCUGUGGCGAUUUCUCGUGCGCGAUUAAUUGCGCGCGAGCGAGCGCGCGCGCGCGCGCGUGCGUGAAUCACGUAGUUUCUCGGCGCUGCUCUACCGAUCGCGAUCGGGUCGAUCGCGCACGGGGCGAUUGGAAAGCUCCCCGGCCUUAAUAAACUUACUCUUGGCACGGAAACGCACAUUCCUAUCCCCUGAGUGUCGGUCACCGCCUCGGAUUUCGUUAAUAUGCUGUUACACCCCGUGAACGACGAAGCGGCCGCUUCACGAUAUUUACAUAACGUGAGCGCAUAAUGUGCGCAUGAGAACGCGUUGGUCCAGUCGGUAGUGAAGAAGCUUAUCAAAGUAUACAUCGAUAAUAGAUUAAUACAUUAAAGAAAAUAUAGAUCAUGGUUUGUAGAGCUGGUGAAAAGAUUCAAGUAUGUGCGAUUCAAUUUACUACGCCUUUCGAGGCUAAUCAUAAGCUUUGCACUAGCAACAAAAUUUCCUUAUUUGUAUCUACACGCGUGAAGGAUCUUUACAAUUACAUCGAAGAACAUUAUCACAUCCGGGCAGAUAAUUUUAAGUUAUUUUUAUUCACGUCGUGCCAGAUGACCGAUUUGUCCGAAGUGAAAGACAAAACGAUGGAAGAAAUAGGAGUGGAUUUCUCGGUCGAUCCGAAUGAAGCGAAAAAUACUCUCUUUGUUACUGAUCCCACAAGUUCUUCCUGGUCGCAAAAGAACCCGGACUAUGGUUUGCCAACGUAUAAUCUCGCAGCUGCACCGCCUCUCUACAGUCGACCUUUAUGGGGAGAAGAUGAUAACUUCAAAAAUUUCAUUAAAACUGAGACAAGUUACGUUGGUUUAGUCAAUCAAGCAAUGACUUGUUACCUGAACAGUCUUCUCCAAGCACUGUAUAUGACACCAGAAUUUCGUAACGCGUUGUACAAUUGGGAAUAUGUGGAUGGCUCGGAAAAGGAUGAAGCCCUGAGUAUACCGUACCAGUUGCAGAAGUUAUUUCUAAAUCUGCAGACGUCCACAAAGUCCGCAGUAGAGACUACAUCCUUAACCAAAAGUUUUGGCUGGGAUUCUACCGAGGCAUGGCAACAGCACGACAUUCAGGAGCUUUGCAGAGUUAUGUUUGACGCAUUGGAACAGAAAUUCAAGAACACAGAACAGGCUGACUUAAUCAACAGACUCUACGAAGGAAAGAUGAUUGAUUACGUUAAAUGCCUCGAGUGUGGGACUGAGAAAUCAAGAGAAGAUACGUUUCUUGAUAUCCCAUUACCGGUCAGACCGUUUGGAAGUAACGUUGCGUACACCUGUGUGGAGGAAGCAAUCAGGGCAUUUGUCCAGUACGAAAUCUUGGAAGGAGCCAAUCAGUACCACUGUGAGAAGUGCAAUAAGAAGUGCGAUGCGCAUAAAGGAUUAAAGUUCACGAAGUUUCCAUAUUUAUUAACUCUACAUCUUAAGAGGUUUGAUUUCGAUUACAAAACUUUUCACAGGAUCAAGCUCAAUGAUAGAGUCACGUUUCCAGACAUACUGAAUUUAAACCCCUUCAUCUCGUCCACAACAAGUCAAGAGUCUCCGGGUGGCGAGGAAGACAUUGGUUUAGGCAUCAAAUGCGACGAUAGUUCCACAACGGAUAGCGGCACAUUGGAUGAUGAUUGUAUACCGUGUGACAACAGUCUCUCCAACAGCAAUCACUCAGCCAAUCACGAUCAAGACGAUGACGAAGGCAUAGAUAUGAGCAACGGGCCGUCGACAUCGAAUUGUACCGUACAUAACCACGAGAACGAGAAGAAUCGCGGUACCUAUAUGCUGGGAAGAGGCCCAUAUCAAUAUGAAUUGUUCUCCAUCAUGAUCCACAGUGGAAGUGCGAGUGGAGGCCAUUAUUACGCUUACAUUAAGGAUUUUAGGACACAAGAGUGGCUGUGUUUCAACGAUCAGAGCGUGACGCAGAUCACCCACGAUGACAUUCAGAAGACGUACGGUGGUGGGCCCACAAGGGCGUAUUACAGCGGUGCAUACAGCAGUAGCACGAAUGCGUACAUGCUCAUGUACAGGCAAAUCGAUCGUGCUCGUAAUUCCUUGCCUAUGCAAGUCCAAGAUUUUCCGCGACAUAUCCAGGAAUUACUGAAGAAGAUGAAGGAGAGCGAGGAUAAUGACAGGAAAAAUCGCGAGAAACAGAUGUCGAUACCCAGGCUGAAGGUUUACUGUCAUCAUCCGGUGAAGGGGAAGUUGAUGGACAUCAAGUUAUACCUUAUGGCCGACACUACUUGGGUCGAAGCGACUGAGCAAGCGUACAAGAAAUUCGGCCUUGAGAACAUCGUGAAUCUGGAUCAGUGUCGUUUAGUUAGUUACGACCAUAACAUCGACCUGAUAGAAUGUAGUUACGAUGACAGAGAGCAAGAGUCCGUUGCUAGUAUUUGGCAGAAUCAACACGGAUUCGAUUUGUUGUUAGAAAUUCGCCGUAAAGAUCAGAAGUUCGAGACAUUCUUGCCAGGUGGAGUUGCCACAAAGGUGUUUGUCAUAGAUGUAGCUAGAGAGGAGGUAAUUGACGGUCCGAUCAAUAUCCGAGGUUUAUUGUCGCAAAGUGUUAAAGAGUAUAAACAAACCGUAGGAAAAGUAAUUAAUAUGGAUCCUAAACAAAUGAAAAUAAUAUUACCAAAGUACUCAGACUCGUAUGAUCUCGUGGAAAACGACGAUAGCGAUCUUCAGACUGAAGGAAUUUAUAACGUGAAAAAAGUAUUCGUAUUAACGAUGAACGAUACUGAUAAUAACAAACCUCUUCAAGAAUCGACGGUGUAUAAGAUCAUAAAGAACUUCAAGUACGUUAUUUCCCUACACAUUCAGUUGCCGGAUAUCAGCAAAGAAGCGUUGGAGGAAUUGAAUAUCCCGUCAUUGGUAGAUAAAUACGAGGAAAAGGAGAAACCCAUCAGCAACGGCUUGCCGAAACUGGGCGUUACCGAGUCACAUUGGGACGUAAAUUCGAAGUAUAAUGAAGCCUCCAAAGGUAGCGUCGCACGUAGCAACGAGGACACCACCAUACGGAACAUAAGCCCUCAGUUGGGAGAAGCCGAGGAGUGGAAUACUCCCGAGCAGAGUAACAGCGAGGACAGUAGCCUCAGCGACAGCGACAAAACGUUGGUAGGCGACGCACCGGAGGACGAGGAUCCCCGACCGCCGACUUCAUGGGAGCCCCGUCGCUUCCGCGACGCGGAGAUUUCGAAGCAGUUCGAGAUAGAAAACUGGGACAUCGGUGACGAUUCUGAUUGCUAUUUCAAAGCGACGCCGCACAUGGAUAGCACUCAAAAACUACUUAAGGUAUUAGUAGACAAGAGAAUGAGAUUGAGUACCUUGAAGAAAGAACUGGAGCCGCUCGUGGGUGUAUCCGUGGAGUACUUCAAAGUUUUUCGCCUAUCGAAUGAUACCGGCGAAUCGGAGUGCAGCUGCUUGACAGAACAGCUCAACUCGUACAACGACGGCGAAAGGCUCAGCAUAAAACUCGGACGUGCCCUGCGUAGUGGAGAAUUCAAAGUGAAACUGUAUCAGUUAUUGAUCGACUCUAUUGAGCCUUACAAAUUUUUGUGCGAAUGGAUCGUCUCGAAAAACAUGACGGUCGGACAAGCGAAGAAGGAGAUACUGGCGGAGAUCAAGAGAAAGUACGACAUCGACAUACCGUAUGAAAGAUGCAGGCUUAGAGAAAAAUAUUGCAAAACAGCGUCGAAGGUGUUCUUGGACGAGCAGAAGUUCGACGACCUCCGGUCACACUUGCAAUUCGAGAUGAUUAUUCAAGAGCUGCCGGAUAAAGAGACGGUCACGGACUCCAAUCAGAUUGUCUUGUUUGUCAGGAGGUGGUUGCCGGCAAAGUUAGUGCUGGAGCAGUUCCAGGAGAUAGUUCUGGAGAAUAGAACCGUCGAAAAACUAAAGAAGAAGCUCUCCUCGAUAUCAGAUAUUCCGGAGGAAUAUAUCAAUAUAGCGAAGGGGAAAGGCGCUUUUCCGUGCGACAAUUCCGUGUUGCGAAUCCAAAACGAGCAUGACUGGAACGAACAUAAUGAUAGUCUGUCUAUCAACUUCGAAGAUGGUGACGUCUACUUAUAUAGGGAUAGUAGGGAAAAUCCGAAACGACUAAAUCCUGACGAGGUAAUGGAAAUCGCUUUUAAAGAGAAUUCACGCUUAACGCCGCUUUCUACUACUUCGAGUUACAGUCCACGUCGGGAGAGAGCACUUAAAAUAUAUUUGGAUACCAAAUGAUCGUCCAUAGAGAGAGAACACGCAUCUCCUAAAAAUCAGUUGCUAAAUAGGCAAGUGUGCGAACACAAAACAUUUGCACACAAGAUGUUUGUAUGUUGGCCAUUUGUGAAAUCAAAAUUUCACCAAAUGCCGAGUGUUUUGUGUUCCAGUGUGUCUUCAGCAUUUCGAAGCUUCCGCGUUCCUGAAGGUUUUCGGCUUUUUGUAAUUAUUAGACUUUUGAAAUUGUUUGGAUUCAUGAGAUAUAUAGUAACACGUCAUUUCGGGUCUCGGUUAUCGCAUCAAGUGUUGAGAUUUCUAGGACUCGUAUGGAGUAUAAAAUAUCUGAUAAUAUCCGGUCUGUUGAAUCAGUUUUCCAUCUAUGCGAAAUCCAACUAAAGAGCACAAUUGUCGAUUAAGAAACGAAAGGAAACGAAACCGAUGAGAGGUGGGCGGUGAAGAAAUUUCUUGAUAUACGCUCGACGAAAGUUCAUAUAUGCGAGUUAUUGACUUCUCAGUUUCUUGCAUAACUACGUAACUUGAAUUCCUGUCACUUCCUUAUUUUGGCGAAUCUGCUCGAUUUCCCACUGUAGACAAUUUUUAUAUACAUACACCUCUCUAUAUACUUGUUUAAAGGAACAUAUAAGGCAUUGAUCUUUUCGUCGAAAGGCUUUCAUACACGUCUAGUAUCGAAAGGCAUCACCUUCGUCCAACACACUUUCGUCAUCGUUCCUUUUGUUGUCACUUGUCUCUGGUAUAACGAUGUUUAUUAACCCUUUUAAUGCCAAACAAUAGACGACAUUCUUCUGUUCUGCUAAUUGAGCUUACGAUUUUCUUAACGGAGGCUUCAAUAACUUUUAUCACCAUCUUCCGAAUCCGAUCAUUUGUACUAAUAGCAUUAACUCGACUUGUGCCGAAACCCACAUGUACAAAUGUGAUUAAUCUUUUAAUAACAGAUAUGUUAGUUACGUAUUGAUUAUCUUUUAAUUAAUCAUUUAACUAUUAUUUGCUAUUCGCUAUUAAUGUAUAACGUUCAAAGACAAUAGUGCAAUCAUUUUUGAGAGAGAGGAAUCUCGAGUGAAACGGGAUAUUAUUUGUUUCUCCUCGCCAUAUUAUUGACGUACAAAUCCUGUAGCAUACUGCUGGGUAAACUUAUUCGCUUAUAUUUAUAUUUGAUAUUGGGGUUUUAUAUUUCAUGAUUUAUAUUCAUUAUUAUACCUUGCGUAAUUUCUGAAAUGAUUAUGAAAAAUGUUUUUGAAAAGAACGGUUAUGAAAAAUAUUGUUACGAUAUAAUCAAUAUAUGCACAAGAAGAGAUUAAUUUCUGGUCAUAUUUAUUAUUUUUUAAUUUGGAGUUUUCUUGUGUAAUUUAACUGUAAAUAUUGUAUCAGUGUAAGUUUUUUUUUAAAUUUAUUUUUACGCGAAAAUGUGCAAGCUUUUUAUAUUUUAUACCAUGUGUUGAAUCAAGGUUAAAAAUAUUAUUUUGCAUUUACUAGAUAUUUAAUUUAAAAUAACUUUCGCUUUCUUCUCUCUACUGCAAAAAACAUGGCAUUGGAAGGGUUAAAAAACAUAAAAUUUAUACUACAUUUCCCAUACAUAUCGUUUUAAUUAAAUCGCUUUAGUGGCAACAAAUGUGUGGCAUGACAGCAGAAUGAAAGUGAUUCCUCUAAGGGAAAGAAACUUUACAACAAGUUUUUCGCGUGUUUUGCAUUAUUUUUAAAACGAUGUUGGCUGUUGUAUGGCAAAUUAAUUACGUCUUUGUAAUGUUUAGCGUAGAUGUAACGUAUAUUUAUUGCAUAUUUGUUAUUGCGAAAUAGUUUUCGGAUUAUACUGUAAUUACCGCGGGUACGCAUCCAUUACAUUACAUAUAGUAACGGCCCAAAUGAACAAAAUAAGAGAAUGUGUAAGAUACGAUUUGUACUAGCGAAAUUUAUGUUGGAAUAAGUUGUAAUACACUUUUAGUUGAAAAAUUGAAACCUAAUAUAGCACCCGCUUGAACACUGUUCUCAAAGGAAUACUCAAGCUUUCGAUUUUAUUCAUACCUGGAUGCACAUCGGAAAUGUUUGAUUAAAAUUUAAAACGUUACAUAUACGACGAGUAACGUUUGAAAAAAUAUAUCGAGUGUUUCUUAACGAUAUAUUAAUCUGUCUCGAGAGUCGGCGGUACUGAAAUACGAUUACGAGCUCGUCCUCAUAUUUUGUGCAGUAUUUACCUUGUUUUGCCGCAAUUACAGAGAAAAGAUAACGUAAAUAUUCCUAAUUUCCAAAAAUAGAAUGUUCAUUGCUUUAGUCACCAAUAUUUAUCUGCUUAAAACCUGCUUUCACAUGGCAUUCUGUUAACUGUUUUUCUUUCCCUUUUUUCCUCUUUUUUUUCCUUUUUUCUUCUAAAGAUGAAAGAUUGAUAAACUGGACCAAGUGGUAACUUAAUAGUUCUAUUUGUUGCAUCUUUAUUUAUUUUGUUAUCCUCUAUUAACAUUUUAUUUAUCACUCGAGCUAGGCUUUAAACAUAGUUUGAUCAUUGUUUCUUUCUUUUUUAUAAUCACUGAAUGAGAAAGAAUGUCGACGCUGUGUCUUUUUAGCAAGAUAGAUAACAAUAAAUUUAAGAGACAGUGAAAAUACACAUUUGAUCCUUUUUAUGGAUAAGUUAAUUGUAAAAUUACGGAAUAUAUCUCUAUUGACACUAAUAUGGAUUGUAAUUUAAAAUUCUCCAAUCACCGACGAUUAAGGGUUAUUCUCUGUAUAAUACACCGAAGUUAUGAAACAAAUUAUAUUUAUAAUUAUUAACAAUGAAAUACUAAAAUGUCUGAAUUUGCUAUUUAAA
This is a messenger RNA of Dinoponera quadriceps, 7040 nucleotides long. It is a transcript of the gene Usp47, whose product is annotated as ubiquitin carboxyl-terminal hydrolase 47. Gene Ontology annotation, cellular component: cytosol; nucleus. Gene Ontology annotation, biological process: protein deubiquitination. Gene Ontology annotation, molecular function: cysteine-type endopeptidase activity; cysteine-type deubiquitinase activity. Bases 401 to 4246 code for a protein of 1281 amino acids. Lineage: Eukaryota; Metazoa; Arthropoda; Insecta; Hymenoptera; Formicidae. The record is from RefSeq and is a predicted model, not a curated record. The transcript is spliced from 18 exons.